Molecule: messenger RNA, 4919 nt
Organism: Anguilla rostrata (American eel)
Lineage: Eukaryota; Metazoa; Chordata; Actinopteri; Anguilliformes; Anguillidae
Product: membrane-associated phosphatidylinositol transfer protein 2-like
Exons: 27
Coding region: 834-4919 (1361 amino acids)
Biological process (GO): phospholipid transport
Cellular component (GO): cytoplasm
Molecular function (GO): phosphatidylinositol transfer activity; phosphatidylcholine intramembrane carrier activity; metal ion binding
Source: RefSeq, a predicted model, not a curated record
AUCUAGAGCAUGAUGUCUCGCAAUGUCGUACGCACAGUGGGCAUGGCUUGCGAGGCAACUAGCGAGCUAACUUCGUUUUUAGGAUAACGAGAACCCUCCCACCACCGUCGUACGCCGUGCCACCAAACUGAGAGCCAGAAGACGAAAGAAACUGCGGUCUCCGGCAGGUCUGCGUCGUACAAGAGCAGCAUUUCAGACCGGGGAACAAUCUAUGUGGACCUGAACCUUAUUCUGCAACAGUACAGAACGGCGAUAGUCUAGCAAGUCAAGGACGUAGCUAGCAGAACUGCGCUAUUGCACAAGUUGAUAACUCGCUGCUUUGGACCAGUUAUGUAGAAAUUCUCUUAGGGCUUUCAUGUAUUUCGCGUAAAGGCGAAAAGUCAGAUGUAUCGCGUCCAGACCUUCAUCGGUUUAUAGACUAGCCAGAAUUCACCUCCUGGCGCGUGUUUCUCAUGAAACGUACAGCAACUGUGAAACGGCACCGAAACGACGGAACGGGAAUCUGGACACGAUUUGUAAUCUGUGAUAUUUACAUUUGUACGUGAAUGCCGUUGCUGGUUUGCCAAUCUGGCGAUGCACGGUAACGUUCCGUCCUAAAACCUUCGCACAGCGAUAGCAGAGGAUUACAGGAAGAUUGCGACGAAAAGACGAAACGAGGUGCAGAUGAACUUUGAUUUGCGGCUCUAGAUGUUUCCGUUCCAGAAGUCGUGUUUGGCCGCAGCACAGAGUUUCCUCAAUGAGUUCCUCAGUGGACAUUUGACCAAACGCAGCUAGAGCCCGCCUCCCCCUCCCCUCCCCCCUCCCCACCCCACCCCUGGUGGAUUCUGGGCACCAUGCUGAUCAAGGAGUACCGCAUCCCCAUGCCCAUGAGCGUGGAGGAGUACCGCAUCGCCCAGCUCUACAUGAUACAGAAGAAGAGCCGGGAUGAGACGUGCGGGGAGGGCAGCGGGGUGGAGAUCCUGGAGAACCGGCCGUACACGGACGGGCCGGGCGGCUCGGGCCAGUACACACACAAGGUGUACCACAUCGGCAUGCACAUCCCCAGCUGGUUCCGCUCCAUCCUGCCCAAGGCCGCCCUGCGCGUGGAGGAGGAGUCCUGGAACGCCUACCCCUACACCCGCACGCGGUACACCUGCCCCUUCGUGGAGAAGUUCUCCAUCGACAUCGAGACGUACUACAAGCCGGACACGGGGAACCAGGUGGACGUCUUCAACCUGUCGUCUGCGGAGAGGAGGCAGCGGAGUCUCGACCCGAUUGACAUCGUGAAGGACCCAAUCCCGCCCCACGAGUACAAGGCGGAGGAGGACCCCCGGCUGUAUAAGUCGGUGAAGACCCAGCGGGGGCCUCUGACGGACGACUGGAUCGAGGAGCUGGGCAGCGACCCGGGCAGGGCCCCCAUCAUGUGCGCCUACAAGCUGUGCAAGGUGGAGUUCCGCUACUGGGGCAUGCAGUCCAAGAUCGAGCGCUUCAUCCACGACGUAGGGCUGCGGAAGGUGAUGGUUCGAGCGCACCGGCAGGCCUGGUGCUGGCAGGACGAGUGGUACGGCCUGACCAUGGAGGACAUCCGGCAGCUGGAGCUGGAGACGCAGCUGAUGCUGGCGCAGAAGAUGGCGGAGUACAGCCUCGCCGAGGAGGGGGGCGAGCCCAACGGCGCCGCCCCCGCCUCCCCCGACAAGGAGCAGGGGGCCAAGGAGGCCAUCAGCCACAUGGAGGCCGAGGAGGCGCCCCCUGGCGGAGCGGUGGACUCUCUGCAGGCACGCGCCGCUCUCACCAAGCAGUGGUCCACCUCGUCCCGGUCCUCCCGCUCGUCCAAGAGAGGCGGAAGCCCCUCCCGCCACAGCAUCUCUGAGUGGAGGAUGCAGAGCAUAGCGCGGGACUCGGAGGACAGCUCGGACGAGGAGUUCUUCGACGCACACGAGGAUCUCUCUGACAACGAGGAGACCUUUCCCAAGGAGAUCACCAAGUGGAGCUCCAACGAACUGAUGGACAAGAUCGAGGCUACGGACGCGGAGGAGGCGCAAGGAGAGCUGUACCCGGAGUCGGGCGGGGAGUACACCCUGACUGACAGUGGGGACCGGCUCCAGGAGAUGUGCGGCUACGCUAGCCUCACCGCCGGCAGCACCGCCAUUCCCUGCGUCAUGGUAACCAGCCCCUCGGCAGACGGCUCUACCCAGCAGCCCUUGCAGCCCUCUAAGAUCCACGUGCUGAUCCUGGUCCUGCACGGGGGGAACAUCCUGGACUCGGGGGCGGGGGACCAGAGCAGUAAGCAGGGCGACGUGAACACCAUCAGCACGGCGUUUGAGACGGUGAUGCGCGUGCACUACCCCACCGCGCUCGGCCGCAUCGCCAUCCGCCUGGUGCCCUGUCCCGCCAUCUGCACCGAGGCCUUCUCCCUGGUGUCCAACCUCAGCCCCUAUAGCUAUGAUGAAGGCUGCCUCUCCAACAGCCAGGACCACAUCCCCCUGGCGGCUCUGCCUCUAUUGGCCACCUCGUCCCCGCAGUACCAGGACGCCGUGGCAGCCGUCAUCCUGCGAGCCAAUCAGGUGUACGCUGACUUCAUCAGGUCCCUGGAGGGAGCCGGCUUCUCUGGGCAGGUGUGUUUGAUUGGCGACUGCGUCGGCGGGAUCCUGGGCUUCGACGCCCUGUGCAACAGCGGCCAGACGGUGUCGGAGAGCCAGAGCAGCAGCCGGCGGGGCAGCGUGGUGAGCGUGCAGGACACUGACCUGCUCUCCCCGGGGAUGGUGAACAGCAGCUAUGGCUCGGCCUCCCCGUCGCUGGAGGGCAGCCAGCACCUGAGCCGCAGCAACAUAGACAUCCCGCGCGCGGCCGGCCCCGACGACCCCAAACGGGCCCCGCCCCGGAAGCGCAGCGACUCCUCCACCUACGAGCUGGACACCAUCAAGCAGCACCAGGCCUUCCUGUCCAGCGGUAGCACCAUGCUGGAGGGGGGCGCGCUCGGGAAGCUGGAUUUCGAGGUGUCCGACUUCUUCCUGUUCGGCUCGCCGCUGGGCCUGGUCCUGGCGCUGAGGAAGACCGUGAUCCCCGUCCUGGACGCGUGCCAGCAGGUUAACCUUUCCACCCUGGCGACGGACCUCCGCCCGCCUGUGAGUCCCCCGCUGGGGAAGUUCCAUCUGCUGCCUCCCCUUCACUGCCCCGGGUUACCAGCGUCUCUGUCCUCCUGGGUCGAGCUGGGUACAGUCACCUGCUGGCCCCGCCCCCUUGCCCCUUUGCCCCGCCCCCCCUCUCCAGUGGAGACAGUCCAGAACAGCCCUCAGCUCCUGGCGGAGGCCGGGGCCCAGUACUCCACGCGCUGCUCGGAGGGCGUCAGUGAGACCUGCAUCCCCGUGCCCGUGCUGAACUGGCCGGCCCAGCCCGCCCCUCUGGAGUCAGACGUUGUUCAGUCUCAUGGGGGUGUGUUGGUGGACAGUUGGUGCCCCCCCUCCCCCGUUACGGCCCCCCGUUGCCGCGGGCUACGGAGAGCCAGUGAGGUCAGCAUUGGCAGCCAGGUCUCUGGAAUGGCAGACACUUAUACUGCCUCCAACAUAGUCAACAUUGCUGCCCGUUGGUGGGGCACUAAGCGCAUGGACUUUGCCCUGUACUGCCCCGAUGCUCUCACCGCCUUCCCCACCGUCGCCCUGCCCCACCUCUUCCACGCCUCCUACUGGGAGUCCACCGACGUGGUGUCCUUCCUGCUCCGACAGGUCAUGAGGCACGAGAACUCCAGCAUCCUGGAGCUGGAUGGUAAGGAGGUGUCGGAGUUCACCCCCUCCAAACCCCGGGAGAAGUGGCUGAGGAAGAGGACCCAUGUCAAGAUCAGGAACGUGACGGCCAAUCACAGGGUGAACGACGCGGUGUUCACGGAGGACGGGCAGCAGGUGGUGAACGGGCGCUUCAUGUACGGCCCGCUGGACAUGGUGACGCUCACCGGGGAGAAGGUGGACAUCCACAUAAUGACGCAGCCUCCAUCGGGGGAGUGGGUUUACUUCGACACAGAGCUGACCAAUAGCAGCGGCCGGAUUUCCUAUGUCAUCCCGGACAGCAAGCGGCUGGGCAUCGGGGUCUACCCUGUCAAAAUGGUGGUCAGGGGAGACCACACCUUUGCGGAUAGCUACCUGACGGUGUUGCCGCGGGGGGCGGAGUUUGUGGUGUUCAGUAUCGACGGCUCGUUCGCUGCCAGCGUGUCCAUCAUGGGGAGUGACCCGAAGGUUCGGGCGGGGGCGGUGGAUGUGGUCAGGCACUGGCAGGAUCUGGGCUACCUGAUCAUCUACGUGACGGGCCGGCCGGACAUGCAGAAGCAGCGGGUGGUGGCCUGGCUCUCGCAGCACAACUUCCCGCACGGCAUCGUGUCCUUCUGCGACGGGCUGGUGCACGACCCGCUGCGCCACAAGGCCAACUUCCUCAAGACCCUCAUCUGCGAGGCUCACAUGAAGGUGUUCGCUGGCUACGGGUCCACGAAAGACAUCUCUGUGUACUCCUCCAUCGGCCUGUCCCCCUCCCAUAUCUACAUCGUGGGACGUCCCACCAAGAAGAUGCAGCACCAGUGUCAGUUCAUCACUGACGGCUACGCGGCGCACCUGUCCCAGCUGGAGUACGGUCACCGCUCACGCCCCGCCAAAACGGGCGGCAGCCGCAUGGUCCUGCGCAAGGGCAGCUUCGGCCUGGGCACCAACAGCGACUUCCUGCGCAAGAGGAACCACCUGCUGCGCACCAUCUCCUCGCAGCCCACCCCCAGCUCGCCCACGGGGAGCCACGCCCCCGGCCACACCCACGGCCACGCCCGGCCCGAGCGCACGCAGAGCCAGUCGGAGAGCGAGCGCGAGCGGGUGGAGAGGGGACAGCGCAGCAUGAGCAUCGCGGCCAGCUGCUGGGGCCGCAGCGGCAGCACCAAGCUGGAGCACGGGGGCCUGGGGGGCAAGUAG